GUGGUAACUAUAGAUUGUGUAUCUGUUGCAAAACCAUCAUCACCAUCAGAGGUCAUGGGGUCGAGUUCCUCAUCGUAUGCCCCUAAAACUGUUUAUCUGGAUGUGGAUGGUAAGGUGCAAAGGGUAAUUUUUAGUCGACACUGUAGUCCAUGUGACAUUAAGGAGCUUCUUUGUUCAUCAUCCAAUAUUGCCAGAAACACAGCUAUACUUCUGAUUGACUCAGAAGGAGCAUUUAUAUCUAUUGACCCUACCAUGCCUGCAAACACUCCAAACAACUUAUAUAAGGUUAUGCCCCAUUCCACAAACCAAGGAGGAGAGAAGGAAGACAUGUUCCAGAACGUCCUGUCACAAGUGGCUGAGCAGUUCAGCAGGGCGUUCAGGAUCAAUGAGCUGAAGACUGAAGUGACCAACAGGCUGGCCAUGCUGGAGAAGAAAGUGGAACUGGAGGGACUGAAAGUGGUGGAAAUUGAGAAGUGUAAGAACGAUCUGAAGAAAUUAAGAGAUGAAAUGACCUCUAGAGGAGGAGUAAGAGUGAACUGCAAUUGCAAAUACAACUUUACUGAUGAUGGGAAGAAACUCUCUCCCAGACGAGAUGUCCCAAGCUACCCAAAGUACACACUUUCUCAGGAAACCAUAGAGGCUCUGAAAAAGCCCACCUUUGAUGUAUGGCACUGGGAACACAAUGAGAUGCUUAGCUGUCUGGAGUAUAUGUAUCAUGACCUUGGGCUGGUUAAGGAAUUUAACAUGAACCCCAUAACUCUCAAAAGAUGGCUGCUGGCGAUUCAAGAAAACUACCGCGACAACCCUUUCCACAACUUCCGUCACUGUUUUUGCGUGAGCCAGAUGAUGUAUGGAAUGAUCCAUCUGUGUAACCUUAAGGAGAGGCUGACUAUGACAGACAUGUGUAUUUUGGUGACCGCAGCAGUGUGUCAUGACCUGGACCACCCGGGAUACAACAACACGUAUCAGAUUAAUGCUCGCACUGAGCUGGCUGUGCGCUAUAAUGACAUCUCUCCACUGGAGAACCAUCAUUGUGCUGUGGCCUUCCAGAUCCUCUCCAUGCCCGAGUGCAACAUAUUCGCCAAUAUAGAGCCUGACUCCUUCAAACAGUUACGACAGGCGAUCAUUACUCUUAUUCUGGCGACGGAUAUGGCCAGGCAUGGAGAGAUACUGGACUCCUUCAAACAGAAAGUGGACAACUUUGACUUUUCAAAUGAGGAGCAUGUUAAAUGCCUGAAGAUGGUCUUGAUCAAGUGUUGUGACAUCUCCAACGAGGUCAGACCCACUGAGGUGGCCGAGCCAUGGGUGGACUGUCUCCUGGAGGAGUACUUCAUGCAGAGUGACAGAGAAAAGUCAGAAGGUCUUCCUGUGGCUCCGUUUAUGGAUCGUGAAAAAGUCACCAAACCAACGGCACAAAUUGGCUUCAUUAAAUUCGUCCUCAUCCCAAUGUUUGAGACUGUCAUGAAGCUCUUUCCACAGAUUGAGGAGAUCAUGGUUCAACCUUUGAGAGACUCCCGUGAUCACUAUGAAGAGCUCAAGCAGAUAGAUGAUGCCAUGUCGGAGGUACAGAAGAAGAAAACAGAGAGCAUGUCUUUGGGUGGAAAGAAGAAAUAGGCAAUCUGCUUAUUUAAUGUGAUCUCAGGCUGAUCCAGUUUCCUGAAACUGAGGUUUUGAACUGUUUGGGCUCUCCAAGCACCCUUUUUCUGAAGGAAAGUGUUGGACCCCCUUCUAUGUAUUGAGACAUCAAGAAUGUCCAGAAAAGGCAGUCGCCUGUAGUAGUGAGGGAGUCAAAAUGACUGAUUCUGUUGAUUUUGGUGGUAUAAUUAUUCUUCACAGAUAUGUUUGCACUAUUUAAAUGAAGUGCUUGACCCUCAAAUAUUGAUGUAUUGUCACAGGCUAGACUAAAAUAAAUCCCUUUCA
This is a messenger RNA of Rhinichthys klamathensis goyatoka, 1920 nucleotides long. It is a transcript of the gene pde9ab, whose product is annotated as phosphodiesterase 9ab. The transcript has 19 exons. Gene Ontology annotation, molecular function: 3',5'-cyclic-GMP phosphodiesterase activity. The coding region runs from base 55 to 1614 and encodes 519 amino acids. NCBI's taxonomy places the organism in Eukaryota, Metazoa, Chordata, Actinopteri, Cypriniformes, Leuciscidae. The record is from RefSeq and is a predicted model, not a curated record. Gene Ontology annotation, biological process: cGMP catabolic process.